ACCGGUCAACGUCAACGAGGAAAUAGCAAAAUUGGACUUCGCAACUUGUCAUCUCCUCCUCUAUUAGUAAGAAGAUGAGAAUGAGAAAGAAGAAGCAAAUAAAAAAUGUCAGGAGUUUACGAUAGUCAAGCUGAUAUUUACUUAGACGCACGCCCAACUUAUCCCACCGAUUGGUACUCCAAGCUCGCCGCACUCUCUCACCGUCACAAUCUCGCCUGGGACGCCGGAACCGGAAACGGUCAAGCUGCCAUCGGCAUCGCGGAGCACUACGAAAGAGUCGUCGCGACUGAUGUGAGCGAGACGAUGCUGAAUCUCGGGAAACCGCAUCCGAAAGUAACGUACCACCAUACGCCGUCGUCGAUGACGGAGGACGAGAUGGUGGAUCUUAUCGGAGGUGAGAACUCUGUUGAUCUGAUAACUGUAGCUACCGCCGUACACUGGUUUGAUCUCCCCAGAUUCUACGCGAUCGCGAAUCGUCUCCUUCGUAAACCAGGGGGAAUCAUCGCCGUGUGGAGCUACAACACUGACAUGGUGGUGAGUCCCGAGUUCGACUCUGUCAUAGCUCGGUUCAACGCUGAAACGCUGCCGUAUUGUAAAUUUCCGGAGAGUGAUUAUUUUUUGGGAGGAUACAAAACGCUACCGUUUCCGUUUGAGAGCGUGGGCCUGGGCUCAGAGGGAAAGCCCAUUGAGCUGGAGAUGAAGAAAACGGUGUCGUUUGAAGGAUUCUUGCGGAUGCUGAAGUCGUGGUCUGCCGUUGGUGCUGCCAAGGAAAAAGGAGUAGACUUGUUAUCGGAUAAUGUCGUGAAAGAGCUCGAGACGGCUUGGGGUGGACCUGAGCUGGUUCGAACCAUUAUUUACAAGACGUUUAUGCUCGCAGGAACCGUUCGUUAGAAUCUUCUUUUCUAAAUUGGGAUGGCUAAAACCUUAUGAAAUUACCAAAAGAAGAAAGAAUAAACAUAGAAAGAUAAAGUUUAUUUUA
Capsella rubella is the source of this 979-nucleotide messenger RNA. Its product is annotated as putative methyltransferase DDB_G0268948. The coding region runs from base 106 to 891 and encodes 261 amino acids. The transcript is spliced from 2 exons. The record is from RefSeq and is a predicted model, not a curated record. NCBI's taxonomy places the organism in Eukaryota, Viridiplantae, Streptophyta, Magnoliopsida, Brassicales, Brassicaceae. Gene Ontology annotation, molecular function: S-adenosylmethionine-dependent methyltransferase activity.